AUUAUUUAACACACAUCUCUAAUUGCGCACACAGAAUGGAGCAAAACCACAACAAACCAAAUAAUACAGAACCCGACAGUUUGCAGGAUGAAUGUGAGGAUGACGACGAGAUCGAGGACGAAGAUGAUGUGUUCCACUUCGAGUCGGAGCACUUGGCACUACGCGGCAAUCAAAGUUACACCAAUUUGCUACGCACCAUUGCCUUGCUGCAGGCGCAGCGCAUUCGAGUGCAUCAACAAAUCGACGAGCUGGAAAAGGCGCGCGAUUUGUAUUUGGCACAACCACAGCUGCUAAUGCAGAAGCUGCGCAACAAUGAACCCAUAAUAGCACCUAACUACAUAACCACGGUCAGUCUGCCGGAGUUGCCUAGUUUAUCAGUAGGCGAAGAUGUGAAGAAGGUAACAGCUCCAAAAGCGUCGCAAGAAUCCGAUAAGAAUGCCCUGAAUAAGGCACCGACACGUCUGUGGACCAAUGAGGAGCAGCGACGGCUGGAACAGCUACUUAUCGACUAUCCUCCUGAGGAGGUGGAGAUGCGACGCUUCGGUAAAAUCGCCAAGGAGCUAGGAAAUCGAACGGCACAACAGGUUUUCAGCCGAGUACAAAAGUAUUUCCAGAAACUGCACGAUGCUGGCUUGCCUGUGCCUGGUCGUCUGCCCAAGUAUCGCCGCGCUGGCGGUGGACUUUCAACGCGCAAGUUUAAUAUACGUCGUUCCACGUUCUUUCCGGCUCAAAAUAUUGAAAUUCACAUGCCCGAAGAUGAUUAUGCGUUCGAUGAACUGCGGCCAGUUACUGCAUCGCCAACGCUUAAAGUGGAACCCAAACUAGAGUUGGGAGCGCAGGGCAAGAAGCAGCUGCAGCUUAAGAUGCUGACGGCCAUACGUGAGGAAAAACUGCUGUCAGAGGAUGGCUACAGUCCCGAUCCCUUGGCCCCGCGUUGUGCCGAAUGCGAGGAAUCGGCGGUGACGCGAGAUCGUUGGCAUUGUAACAGUUGUUAUUGUUUCAUCAAUUUGUGCGGCGAUUGUCUGGCCGAUCAGUUGGUCAACGAAACCUUCGAGCACAUCACACAUGACGUCGCUGUGGAACAGGAGACCUGAUAGUUGUAUAAUCCCUGUAGUUGU
Drosophila sulfurigaster albostrigata is the source of this 1118-nucleotide messenger RNA. It is a transcript of the gene Atac1, whose product is annotated as ZZ-type zinc finger-containing protein 3. The record is from RefSeq and is a predicted model, not a curated record. The coding region runs from base 36 to 1094 and encodes 352 amino acids. The transcript has a single exon. NCBI's taxonomy places the organism in Eukaryota, Metazoa, Arthropoda, Insecta, Diptera, Drosophilidae.